Molecule: messenger RNA, 621 nt
Organism: Dibothriocephalus latus
Lineage: Eukaryota; Metazoa; Platyhelminthes; Cestoda; Diphyllobothriidea; Diphyllobothriidae
Source: the annotation of a GenBank genome assembly
AUGUCCUCGGUCCCCUUGAAGGCACUUUCUUCGCAGGCGGCCAUUCUGAAGGGUCUGGCGGAAAGGAAAAAGCUACAAAUCCACUCUGCUGUCUCCACCACCCUCACUGCACGCCUUCCUUUCUCUCCCCUCCGAAAUUUGAAGCUGCAUCGUGCCAGUUUUUCCCAGUCUCAGCUCACAAUGUUUCAGGAUUGGCCAGCCUCCUAUUUGGACUGCCAACUUCGACGUUCCUCCUCCCUACCACAGGUCGCAGCCUCAAUUCUUGCGACCUCUGUCCUCUCGGAGUGGACCCCCGACUACCCCUUCGAACCCUUUGUCACCGCGACAGCCUCUCUCGACUUAGCAGCGGGAGACUUAGCGUCUGCUGCUGCUACUGCUGAAGUGUCCUCAGUGCUGCCUUAUUGGCCUGCCAGAUGUCUCAGCUGUCCAGCUCGCCUCGUAGCCGCAGGUCCCGAUGUUGCUCCCUCGUCACGGGGUCCCCUCAUCAUUGUCACCAGUGCCUUCCGACGUUGUCUGUCGCUAGGCAACUUAAAGUUGCAACCAAUGGCCUUUACCUCUCGAACUUGCCGCUCAGCUGCUGCUGCUGCUGUUCUGCUUGAUAAAAACUGCGGUGCAGGGAAG